Messenger RNA from Cooperia oncophora, 297 nucleotides. The record is from the annotation of a GenBank genome assembly. NCBI's taxonomy places the organism in Eukaryota, Metazoa, Nematoda, Chromadorea, Rhabditida, Trichostrongylidae.
AUGGGGGCCGGAACAGAGGACGAGAAACCUUCUGAGCUUCUUCUUAAAUGCCUCGACAACGAAAACAAACCGGAUUUCCAUGAUCAAGUCGAUGUAUUGUGUUGUGAUGAAGGAACGCUACUUCAUCGUGCCGUUGGAUUGGAUUCUGCUGAUUUUGUGAGUGCUCUUCUGUCGAACGGGACAAAUCCUUGUGUGCAGAAUGAGGAGGGAAGAACACCUUAUCAAAUGUGCAAGUCGGACGUUGUGCGUAAUGCGUUUGUUCAAGAAGCACUUCGUGCCAUCACGUUAUCAAAGUGA